This is a messenger RNA of Chlorella variabilis, 1083 nucleotides long. RefSeq lists its product as hypothetical. The transcript is spliced from 9 exons. The coding region runs from base 1 to 1083 and encodes 360 amino acids. Lineage: Eukaryota; Viridiplantae; Chlorophyta; Trebouxiophyceae; Chlorellales; Chlorellaceae. The record is from RefSeq and is a predicted model, not a curated record. Gene Ontology annotation, molecular function: oxidoreductase activity.
AUGCCCACCGGACCAGCAGGCAACAGCGGCAGCAGCAGCAACAGCGGCAGCCUGGCGAGCGGCGGCGGCGGCGGCGGCAACAAGGUGCAACCCCGGCUGGAGAUCAACCUACUCAUGACGGGACCAGCCUAUGCCAAGCAGCGGGACCUAUUCCUGUGGGCGCUGCGGCGGCAGCAGGACAGGCCCCACGCCGACCCCCGCUCCUUCUACCAGCUGAUGGGAGUUCACGGCGUGCCGUUCCAGCCGUACAGGGGCCUGGCUCCACCCGGCCCCCCCUGCAACUCCACGCUGCAAUGGUGCGGCUACUGCCACCACGGCGACCACCUGUUCCCCACCUUCCACCGGGCCUACCUGCUCUUCCUGGAGCAGCAUCUGCAGCCGGAGGCGGCGGCGGCGGCGCGGGCCUAUGCCCGCGUGCUGCCGGGCCAGGCUCGGGCGUGGCGCCGUGCGGCGGCAGCCCUGCGCGUGCCGUACUGGGACUUUGCAUCGGGCGCGGCGGCGCGCGCCGGCAUCCCGCCCUUCUUUGAUGAAAUCACCGUGCUUAGCAUGCGUACCGGCAAGCCAACCAACAUCUCAAACCCGCUCAGGCAAUACCGCUUCCCGCUGCCCACCGGCCUGCCCGCCGACGAUUUUCCGAGGUUCAGCCCGCGGGGCACACUGACGCUCAGGUGGCCCCAGGCCGCUGCCAGUGGUUCAGCCAUGCGCAGCAACACCUCCGCCCUCAACGCCUCGGUGCUGGCACACAGCGGCGGCGCGUGGCGGGAAGGCGUGCGGCAGCUGCUGGCAGAGCCCGACUGGCACUGCUUCAGCAACCACGAGGCGCCGCUCAGGGAGCCCCAGCGCUGCCGGGCCCUUUCCUCCCUCGAGUUUGUGCACGACCUGCUGCACAGGGGCCUCGGGGGACCCAGCGGCCACCUGGCGCACACCAGCAUCGCCGCCUUUGACCCGCUGUUCACGCUGCUGCACGCCAGCAUGGAUCGUCUGCUGGCCAUGUGGCAGCUGGCCCACCCGCACGACUGGGUCAGCAGUGGCGUCGCCGGCGGCGGCACUCUCGCGGUGCCCAGGGGGAGCAAGGUGCGCUGA